This is a messenger RNA of Pyrus x bretschneideri (Chinese white pear), 1711 nucleotides long. RefSeq lists its product as uncharacterized. NCBI's taxonomy places the organism in Eukaryota, Viridiplantae, Streptophyta, Magnoliopsida, Rosales, Rosaceae. The coding region runs from base 1 to 753 and encodes 250 amino acids. The record is from RefSeq and is a predicted model, not a curated record. The transcript has 2 exons.
AUGUAUAUAGAGAGAGAGAGAGAGAGAGAGAGAGAAAGAGAGAGAGAGAGAGAGCGGCAAGGUAGAGAAGCUAUGGCUACAAGCAUGGAUAGGAAUUGGCAUUGCCUUUCUCUGUACCUACUUGUCCUGGUAAUGACUAGUGCAUAUGCAUCAAAUGAUGACCAAGAAUUGAAGAGUAAGCGACUUUGCAGCCAGUGCUCGAAAUGUGAGUCAAGUAAAUGCCCUCCAAGCGAAGCCUACCCCCAUAUGACUGCAUUUGAUGACACUCUUAUUGCUGGUGCUUUACAGUCUGACUUUGUGGAUUUGAAUGACAGAGGAGUUUACUCAGUGCCAGAUAUCAAAGGUGGCCAAUCGCCAAAUCUAAAUGCUUAUUAUGGCUGGAAAUCUACUUCUGGUUCUGCUUCCGGUUUUCACAGGUUUAGCAACUAUAUGGACAAAUGUUCAGGUGGACAAACUUACCUCACGGUGGACAAGCACGGCAGUGUUAGCCUUCGUUUAUUGAGCUCCCUGGAAAGCUUAGCAGAGGCUGACUGGAAAUCAAUUAAUCCACCCAAGAAACUAAACCAUCGCCAAUUCCGCUUCUGGGUCUCUCGGAGUGCAAGAAAAUGCCUCACUGUAUUUGGAGGAAAAACAAAGAAACGAAGAGUGGGUGUGUCCGAAUGCAAAUUUAAUGGCGCAAACCCGUACCAACUGUUUGCCUUCCGCUUUCAUUACCACAAAGCCUUCUGUUGUUGCGGUGUUCACAACGAGUGAUGAGUUUUGUUUUAAAAAAGCUUGAAGUCAAAGUUGGCACAAUUCAAAAUAAGAAGAUACACAUAAGUGUGCGUGUGUCCAUGUGAUUGCUACUCAUAGCAAAAUAUAUAACAUUUCCAUUACAAGGCAUUUGUGGUGUAUGACUAAAUAUGGAGUUUUAAUAUGUGAGACAUAUUGAUAAACAAUGCUUAAAUUUUUUUUCCGGCAAUCAAUCGUAGAGUUCCAAACUUUAUGGCUUUUAGCCCCAAUAUUUGUUAUGAGAAAUGUCGAAUUAUCAGAGAGACUAGCCAAAGACCCACUUCCAACAAUAUCGAUAUUGUUUAUAACUUGAUAUUUACCACCUGCAAGUGUAGAGUUUUAAUACAAAAGACCUUGGUGUUAGUUGAGAUGAGAUAAUCAUAUUUAAACUCUUAUUUCUAGUUGAGGUGAGGUAAUCAUAUUUAAACUCUUGUUCUUUCUUUCUUGUUCUGAUGGUACUAGGCAUAGUGUUUAGGUUGAUGCAAAAGAUAAGGGUUGAACCUUUAAACACACAGAACUGGAUAAAAUUGCAGAGAAUUAGAAUGCAGAGAGAGAGAGAGAAAAGUAUAUUUCUUGAUUGAAAUCGAAGAAGCUACUACAUAGUUAUAAAAAAAUAAAAUAAAAAAAUAAAAAAAAACCUACAAAUUAGGAAACAAAGAUGCAUCUCCAACCAUUCAGGCCAUCGGAAGCUACGAUCCUUCCACUUGGGAAUGGAUCCAGGGACAUAGUAUGAUUCCAAAGGAUAGGAAUACCAACUGUGAUACUUGCUAAAAACAGAAAGUAAACUAGCCGUUACAAUUUAAAGACUAACGGCUACUACUAAAAAUAGCAAGUUCUUCAUUUCUUCGAUUUCAUCUUCCUCUUCAAUUUCAGCAGCAGGAUUAUCAUCUGCAGGUUGGAUUUAAGCUAGUAUGCAGCUUAAUUCUCAACAUUUCUUUCC